Molecule: messenger RNA, 2711 nt
Organism: Sitodiplosis mosellana (orange wheat blossom midge)
Lineage: Eukaryota; Metazoa; Arthropoda; Insecta; Diptera; Cecidomyiidae
Gene: Mps1
Product: dual specificity protein kinase TTK
Exons: 8
Coding region: 360-2378 (672 amino acids)
Biological process (GO): peptidyl-serine phosphorylation; mitotic spindle assembly checkpoint signaling; protein localization to kinetochore
Cellular component (GO): spindle; nucleus; kinetochore
Molecular function (GO): ATP binding; protein serine/threonine kinase activity; protein serine/threonine/tyrosine kinase activity
Source: RefSeq, a predicted model, not a curated record
UGAUGCAGAAAUUUACAGUUUCAUCGUGUUUUACUGCACAAAAUUGAAUAAAUUUUUUAAAAAUUGUAUUUCAAAUAUUUUACUUUAAAGUCUCUGAAAUUAAAAAAUAUAUAUACUCAUACUGGCGAAUUACUCGUACUGAAUUCCGUGACUACCUUCACGCCAUACAUUCAACUGGCUUUGACAGAUUGCUUUGGUGUUUUCAAAAGUUGUCUAUUCGCAACUGUUUUUAUAAGCCAAGCUGUACUUAUUCUCAAUCAUGCUCAAUGGCAUUGUAAUUUUCAGUGAUACUAAUUAAAAUAAAAAAAGCCACAAAAAGAAACUAGUGUUUCAUUACAUUUUUCACUAUUUGAAUAAAAAUGUCGUUCCCAAAUUCGAAGCGUAUUUCAGACAUCGACUAUCAAACGCCACUUCGCACGUCGGUAUCGGAAUCAUUUACUAAAAAGGAUUUGUUACCGAAACGAAUAUCGGAGCUGUCACCGCUCGAAUCAUCUGACGAUGAAGAUCAAGGGCCAAACAAUGCCUUUUUGAAUGAUUCAUUCAUUGAGUCGCCGAUGGAUAAAUUGAAGAACAAUAGUGAAAAUAAUCAAAAUGCAAUCAAUAAGAAGACCGAUUUGAUUUUUAGUGCAAGUAAUUUGCCGUCAAUCAAAGAAAAGGGUGAAACAAGCGCUGAAAAUACUGGCAAACGAGAUUCGACGUCGCGUCAAUUAAAUUUUGAUGAUCCUGAUGGGGAUGUUGUGAACAAAAAGGAGCCAGACCGACCGAAAAUUUCGCUAUUCAGCAAACUCCAAUCGAAUGACACCACCAGAAAAUUAAGCGAAUCCGUCACGGCUCGUGUGUCCGAUGCUUCAUGGAAAACGAAAACGGUUGAAGUCAAAAGUGCGGACAGUUUGAAUGCACCACUUGAAGCGCUUGCCGUCAAACAGACUAGUGUGGCUCCAACAAAGACCAUCGAUUCAUUGGUACAUGAACCGAAACUGUGCACCGAACAACAAACACCGAAAGUAAAAUCAGCAGAUCGAGAUAAGUCAAGGAAUGCAGCUCCAAAACCAAAUCCAGAUGAUGAAGAAACUCCGUACAAAGGGUUUCAAAUGCCACCAACAUUAACUAUGCGCCGCGUACAAUCGACCUCACAGCAUCGAACGAUUUUAUCAUCGGCUAGCCAGACGAAGAAAUGCCGUUCCGAAUUGGAAAAUGAAUUUAAAUCACAGAAAGUUCUUUUCCGCACACCAUCAGCUGUUUCACGGCCAGCCAUGAAAGUCAUGAAUCAUUUGGGAUUGGACGAUUCGUUGAACUGUUAUCAGUCAUCGCCAAUGGCAAAUCUGUCGCCAGUUAAAGAAGAACGGAAUAAAGACCUUAACCAUUCCACAAAUGAACUAAUUGCCAAUGACUUGUAUCGAUCGACUGAUAAACUCGACGGCGCAAAAGACGUUGCGACAAAAGAGGUCCUUAAAUCAAGUGCCACUUUAAGUGACAGUGCAGACACAAAGAAAACGAUAACCAUCAAUGGCAAAGACUUUGUAAUACAAAGCAAAAUUGGCCAAGGUGGUUCCAGUUCAGUAUUUUUAGUAGAACACAAAGAUACCAAACUUCCGUGCGCGUUGAAGGUGGUCGAUUUGCGUGGUGAUCCGGCUUUGAUUGAAGGCUACAUUAAGGAAGUGAAGAUUUUAGCCAUGCUUCAGGAUAAAUUGAAUGUGAUUCGAUUGUACGAAUAUGCCCUAAUUUCAUCGGAAAAUCUUCUGUACAUGGUAAUGGAGAAAGGUGAUUCUGACCUUCGGAAAAUAUUACAAACAUACAACUCAUCGCUGCCGCUCUACACACUGAUGUCUUAUUGGCAUCAAAUGCUUGAAUCCGUCGGUUAUAUCCAUAAGAAAGACAUCAUUCAUUCUGACUUGAAGCCAGAGAAUUUUUUAAUGGUUCGAGGACGAUUGAAGCUCAUUGACUUUGGGAUUUCAAGUAAAAUGGCCGUUGAUGCCACAUCGAUAAUCAAGCAUUCUCAAGUUGGCACAUUCAACUACAUCAGCCCCGAAGCACUAAUGGAUACAUCGACCGGCAACAGUCCGAUAUCAAAGAAGCAUCAACCGAAAAUCAAAAUUUCACCAAAGUCCGAUGUAUGGUCUCUUGGAUGCAUUUUGUAUUUGCUGCUGUACAAAAAGACGCCAUUCGCACAUAUCAAAAAUAUCUACGCUAAAAUGCAAGCGAUUAUCAAUCCAAGUAAAGAGAUCGAAUAUUCGAAACUACCAAACUACUAUCCGUCAAUGCUACUAGAGAUGGUGCAGCUGUGUUUGAAACAUAAUCCAAAAGAACGAGCAUCUGUAGCGGAUCUAUUGAAAUUUCCUAUUGCCAUGGUGAUACCUAUCAACAAUACAGAGAAAUAACAUUCUGUUUGUAGCUUUAUCCACCGAUUUUAUACACUAGAAAUAUAACAAUCGUAUUAAAUUGCAAGUAUUGCUUUAAUUUGUAUUGUAUAAAACAUGAGAGAUAUCAUGAAUAAGCCAUAGAGUUUGGGUUUAUUUUACUGUUUUGGUGAGAGAACUAUUUUAUAAUUUAUGUUAUUGAAUCAUUUUGAAUAGCACCACAUGAAUGCUUCGAAGGAAAUUGUUAGCUGGUUCAAGAGUGUUUGUAUGCAGAAAGUUGAAUAAGUGGAAAGGCCGAGCGUUUAUCAAAUCAAUCAGAAUAAUCUAGAAUAAAAUGAAUAAUGGGAAUUCAAA